GAAGAAAAGGGGAUAGAGCGUCUCCCCACCCUCUCUCAGGGAGGAAACAGAGCCGGAAAAGAAGAAGCCUCCGAAAGGCCGCUCUGGGAAGGUCUUCUCGUUGUCUCAGGUGCUACCAGGAAAACCUUUGGAGGAAGUUCUGCUUGCAGGAUCCCAUCUGGCUCAGUCACCGGGACCAGAAGUUUCGUCUUCUCAGCUUUUGGACUCGUGCUGGAGCUCAUCCUCCUGCCCAUCUUCCAACCUUUUGGCCAAAGUUCUGCUUGUUACAGUUUCCUUGGAUUGAAAGCUGUGGACGUGAGCAGCCGCUGGAAACUAUGCAGAGGGAGGAACACAUUGGCCAAAGGUCCCUUCAGAGGAAUCUGGGGAGACUCUACAAAUGCUCCAAGUGCGAAAAAUCCUUUGCUCACCGGUCCCUCUUUUUGAUCCACCGGAAGCUGCAUACGGGAAAUGGAUCCCACCUGUGUUUUCAUUGUGGAAACUCCUUUCCUGGAAUGUGGAGCUUUGCCAAACAUCUCCGGAGCCACCCUGGACUGAGGCCUUAUAAAUGCGGAGAGUGCGGGAAGCGUUUUGCUAAAGGAUCGGACCUUGGAGCCCAUCAGGGAAUCCACCAGGGAAAGAGAUCUCAGGAAUCCUGGAAGCGCUGGGGAAGAUUUCCUGGGAGACUGCAUCUUUCUAGGCCUCAGAACAGCCCAACUGAAGAGAAGCCCUGCAAGUGUGUGCAAUGUGGGCUGUGCUUUUCUCAAACCUCGCAGCUUCUUAAACAUCAGCAAAUCCACACUGUACAUAAACCAUAUCAAUGUCUGGAGUGUGGGAAAUGUUUCUGUUAUAAAAAAUGUUUUAGAAAACAUGAGAAAAUUCACAUAGGGCAGAGUCCUUAUAAAUGCUUUGAGUGUGGAAAAUGUUUCACUCGGAGCUCAUCUCUUUGCCAACAUAAUAAAACACACACAAAGGAGGAAAACAAAACGUGUCUAGAAUGUGGGAAAUCUUUUUCCAGGAAAUCAUACCUGCUGCAACAUCAGAAAAUUCAUACAGGAGAAAGACCCUAUCACUGCCCAGAAUGUGGAAAAGAUUUUUCCCAAAGGACACACCUAAUUCAACAUCAGAGACUUCACACUGGGGACAGACCUUAUCAAUGCUCAGUAUGUGAGAAACGAUUUGUGGUUUCUUCUGAACUUCGGAGACAUCAGAAGAAGCACACAGGAGAGUUGCCCUAUAAAUGUGGGGAGUGUGGGAAAAGUUUUCUCACAGCAACACAACUACGGGCUCAUCAGAGAAUCCACACGGGGGAAAGACCCUAUCAGUGCCCAGAAUGUGGGAGAUGUUUUGGCCAGAAGUCAAACCUAAUUCGACAUCAGAGACGUCACGCUGGGGAAAAACCCCAUGAAUGCCCAGAAUGUGAGAAAAGAUUUGUGGAGUCUUCUGAACUUCAGAGACACCAAAGGACCCACACGGGAGAAAAACUAUAUAAAUGUAAUGAUUGUGAUAAAUAUUUUUCUUUUAAGGAAACUCUUUUUCAACAUCAGAGUAUCCAUACAGGGGUGAAGCCCUAUAUGUGCAUUGAGUGUGGAAGAUUUUUCCGUACAAUACAAAGCCUCAGAAGUCAUGAGAAUGUUCACAGAGGGGGAAAAAAUUUAAAAUGUUUAGACUGUGGGAAAGCAUUUGCUUCUUCAUCAUCCCUUAGAAUUCACUGCCAAACUCAUACGGGUGAGAAACGCCAUAAAUGCUCAGUGUGUGAGAAAUCUUAUACCCGGAAAGAUACACUUGUGAUGCAUCAGAGAAGCCACUUAGAGAAGACGUUUUUCCCAAAAACAAGGCCUUGGAAGGCAUCAAAAGGUCCAUAUGCGAGUGAAGCCAUAGAGAUGCAUAGAGUGUGGUAAUGUUUUGCUCAAAACCGAGACAUGAGGAAAAUCAAAUGGAAAAGGCCCUUGUAGGCCCAAAUGGUAGAACAGUUUUUCAUAGUUGUUCAACCCCUAGAAGUGAUAUAAGAGUUCAUUAAGGAAGGGGAGGGAAUUAGAAACUCUCAGAUCAUGGAUGCAUUUUCUUCUCAAUCGUCCCUUACAAAUCACACCCUAAUCCAUAUAGGAAAAAUGCACUUUAAAUGUUUGAAGUGUGGUGUAUGGUUUAGCUGGAAAAAUACUCUUUCGGCAUCAGUGAAUUCUUACUGGAGAGAAACUUUUUAUCAGGGCUUAGAAUGUGGUGAAGUUUUUUAUCUGAUCAUCAGAUCUUCAGACGCACAUGAAAAAUCCACACAGGAGGAAAACCUUACAGGUGUAUAACAUGAGAAUACUUUUCCUUGCCAGAUGGAACAUCUUGCCUCCUGGAGUUUGUCCGUUAAAAUUGCUUCCUUGGAAAUUUUCUUGCCAAAUUAAAAAAAAAAAUCAUAAUUGUGUAAAGUUUUAAUUCUAAGAUGUGUAUAUGAAAAUCUGAUAUGAAUGUGAAAACCUAAUAGCUAAUGUGAAAUUGUCUGAAAUACUUUUAAGGAUUCCUGCCUUGGGCAGGGAAGCUGGGACUAGAGCAGGGAUCUCCAUCCUUGGCUGGGGAAUUCUGGGAAUUGAAGUCCACCAGGCUUAAAGUUGUCAAGGUUGGAGACCCCUGGACUAGAAGACUACAACUCUGUUAUUGUGUGAUAGGUCCUUUCUAGCCAGAGGUAGUAUUCAACCAGUUCAGACGGGUUCAGGCGAACCCGUAGCGGAAAUUUUAACUGGUUCAGAGGACCGUCAAAUAUCACUUCUGGCUACCCUGCCCCCGCUCGCUAACCGCCCACCACUCGGCCGCCCACUGCCCGCUCGCCCCGCCCUAUAUAACUUGCCUUCAUCACGCAGCCCAGCUAAUCUCCUCCAUGCCUCACCCGCCCUGCUCAUCAAAAGUAAGCAUGCCAUUUGCUCACCCUUAGCCUCAGGCCCCAACUCAGGCAUGCACCAUUCCCCGGCUCCAGCCUUCCCCCGGAGCCUUCCCCCGCUGGCUGCUUGCCUCAGCUGGGUUGGGGAAUGCUCCAUUCCCCAGCUCUGGCCUUGCCCUGGAGCCUCCACCCGCUCUCGGCUGUUUCGUGUAAUGUGCCAUUUCUCAGCUCCAGUCAUGCCCCAGAGGCUCUGGCUGUGCUCCUCAGCUUGGUCAUGGAAUGUGCCAUUCUCUGGCUCCGGCUUUGUCCCAGAGCCUCUGCCAGCUCGCCUCGGCCUGGUCAGGAAAUGCGCCAUUCCCCCACUCCAGCUUUCCCCCGGGCGUCCGCCCACAUGCCACCACUCCCCUGUGGUCUGAAACUAUGCCCCACUGGGCCAAAGCAAUUGAUUUGGCCUGUGGCCUGCUGUGGUAGGCUGAGAGGCCGCCUGGAUGGGGUGGCAUGAGGCCAGGAAGGCCGAAGUGGUUUAGGAAUGGACUGGACGGUGGUUCUUACCUUUAAGAAGUCCUA
Messenger RNA from Ahaetulla prasina, 3406 nucleotides. Its product is annotated as zinc finger protein 501-like. Lineage: Eukaryota; Metazoa; Chordata; Lepidosauria; Squamata; Colubridae. The record is from RefSeq and is a predicted model, not a curated record. Gene Ontology annotation, molecular function: DNA-binding transcription factor activity; RNA polymerase II cis-regulatory region sequence-specific DNA binding. Gene Ontology annotation, biological process: regulation of transcription by RNA polymerase II. Bases 315 to 1877 code for a protein of 520 amino acids. The transcript is spliced from 2 exons.